UGAUGGAUUUUCCUGGAAGGACUUACGGACUUAUGAUAAGAGGUUGAGGUUGAGGUUGUGGAGUUAUUUGGAUAGGUACUUGUUUCAUCGUGGGGUUAAUAGGAUAGAGCGCUUUUGUAUUUACUGGGAACUUCACUAUGCGGACCAACAACAAAGCUUACUUGAAGAUGAGAGAUUUCGUUUGGACAAAUGGAUCUACAACAUAAGGUAUAAUGUUGAAUUCCUUGACAUCAAGUAUUUGGGUUGGGAGGCACUGCUCUUUCCUCCUUGCGUCUUACUUGGUGGAUCUUUGAAAUCUCUCUCUGUGCAUAUGAAUGGUAUGAUUUUUAAAGCACCCUCACUCGCUUCUUUCUCUAAUCUGGAAUGCUUGAAGUUGCAAGGUGUUAUUCUAGUAGAUGAGGGGCUUUUCAAAUGGAUCUCGUGUUCAUGCAAAUGCAUUAAGGAAUUGUCUCUUAAACAUGUUUGUGGGAAGGGGACAAAGAAUGUCACUAUUGAAGCACAUCUUUGGAAUCAUAUAUUGUGCAUUGAAUGGGUUUCUAGUAUCUGUUAUCUUUACAUUACCGGUGAGAAACUUAGAAAAAUAACUAUCGACUGGAGAUUUGGCUUACUUACAGACAAACCACAUACAGAUAAAUCAUUAAAUAUCUGUGCUCCGAAUCUCAACAGUUUAAACUGGACCGGGAGUUUGAUGAAUCAACCUAACCUUGGAAGAUUAGAAUGUUUAGAAGAAGCUAAGAUUUGUCUUCUGCCUAGUGAUGAUGAUUUUGUCUAUGUAUCUGAGGUUCUUUCCUGCUUAUCCAGUGCUAAAGUUCUCACACUGAACGACGAGACUACGAUGGUUCUGUUCAAGGGAAGUUCCAUGCCAUUGCUAAAGAAUGUUUGUUAUUUGUGUAUUCAUAUUGAAGGCUUUCUUGAUAUUCCAGUCCCUGCAAUGACCUCUCUUUUGGGAGGAAUGUCUAAGUUGAGUACAUUAAUCAUAAAGUCUGACUCUUUCUUCCGUGGCCUUCAAGCUGAUUGUCGUGGGUUUAAUAUGGGAUACUGGAAGCUGCAAUACACUGCUUUUAUUUAUCAGCUCAAGGAGGUUACCAUAGAGCUUUCCCAUGGGUCUAACGGAAUCCAGUUUGCAAGAUAUAUCCUUGAACAUGCUCAGAAUUUGAAUAAAAUGACACUUGUGCAUUCACCACAGCAGUCUAAUGCUAUGAGUAAGUUAAAGAAAAGCAAGAUGGCUUCCAACAUCACACUGGACUUUCAGGAAGAUCAAGAAAGAGGGCCUCAGAAACGAAGAAGAAGAAGAAGGGUUGUCUGAUGAUGAUAAUGUAAACGUGCUCACCAGAUAAAGGAUCAUAAUGCAGCAGCAGUAGUUUUACAGGCAUUGUCUUAUCUGAGUCCAGAGAGGUCCACAAGAGCA
Molecule: messenger RNA, 1408 nt
Organism: Rosa rugosa (rugosa rose)
Lineage: Eukaryota; Viridiplantae; Streptophyta; Magnoliopsida; Rosales; Rosaceae
Exons: 3
Coding region: 311-1306 (331 amino acids)
Source: RefSeq, a predicted model, not a curated record